This is a messenger RNA of Carya illinoinensis, 405 nucleotides long. RefSeq lists its product as uncharacterized. The transcript has 2 exons. Gene Ontology annotation, molecular function: zinc ion binding; nucleic acid binding. Lineage: Eukaryota; Viridiplantae; Streptophyta; Magnoliopsida; Fagales; Juglandaceae. The record is from RefSeq and is a predicted model, not a curated record. The coding region runs from base 6 to 365 and encodes 119 amino acids.
UAAGUAUGACUUCUGAGGCUAUAAAUGUAGCCUAUGCAGCACACGGGAGAGGGAGGAACAAGUUACAAUGUUUCAACUGCAAGGAAUUUGGUCAUAUUGCUCGCAAUUGUCCAAAGAAAGUUUGUAAUUACUACAAGAAAGAGGGCCAUAUCAUCAAAGAUUGUCGAAUACGGCCUCAGAACCGCCAAUCCCAAGCUUUUCAGGCUGAUGUUCAGUCCUCUGCUUCUUCUUCUGUGCCUUCUACUGUAAGCUGUGAUUCAUCUGUUCUUACACCAGCAAUGGUCCAACAGAUGAUUGUGUCUGCUUUUACGGCCUUAGGCAUGCAAGGAUCAGGUGUCGGGGACGGUGAUCGUGAAGGGGCCUAAAGUAGGACGUUUGUUUCCCUUACAAUUUUCUAUUUCUAAU